This is a messenger RNA of Penicillium expansum, 5385 nucleotides long. RefSeq names its product threonine--tRNA ligase THS1. The transcript has 6 exons. Gene Ontology annotation, biological process: threonyl-tRNA aminoacylation. Gene Ontology annotation, molecular function: ATP binding; threonine-tRNA ligase activity. Bases 1 to 5385 code for a protein of 1794 amino acids. Gene Ontology annotation, cellular component: cytoplasm. Lineage: Eukaryota; Fungi; Ascomycota; Eurotiomycetes; Eurotiales; Aspergillaceae. The record is from RefSeq and is a predicted model, not a curated record.
AUGGCAUCUGAAUCUCCUAAGGAUCUGCCUGUGCGGCCUGCCGCUGAAGCACAGGCUAACAACGCCUCUGAAGCUGCUAGUGCCCCUCCAAAUGAUGCGAAAGCGAAAUCCAAGCAGGCCCCGAGCCCUGAUACCCUCCCAGAGUUUAUGAUUGAGCGAAACAACCUUUUCGAGGAACUCUGGCAACAAUAUCUCGAGGAGACCAAGACCCGUCCCCACCCGGAGAUCAAUGUUACCCUUGACAUUGGUGACGGCAACCCCCCCUCCUCGGUCCCCGCCAAAGCCUUCGAGACCACUCCUGGAUCUUUCCUACGUGAUGUUCCCAAGGAUCUGAGUGCCAAUAUUGUUAUUGCCAAGGUUGAUGGAGAGCUGUGGGAUUUGAACCGACCCCUAGAGAAGGACUGUAGUGUGCUUCUUGUGCCUUUCAGCAACCCUGAGGCCCGCGAGGUAUUCUGGCACUCCAGUGCUCACACUCUGGGUGAGGCGUGUGAAUGCCACUACAAAGCACUCUUAAGCCACGGCCCGCCAACUCCCCAAGGCUUCUUCUACGAUAUGGCCAUGCCCAACGGAGAGGUUGUCCGUGAGGCUGACUGGAAGGUGCUUGACACCAAGGCAGCACGUAUCUUCAAGGAGAAGCAAAGCUUCGACCGCUUGGAUGUUUCCAAGGAGAACCUCAAGAAGAUGUUCGCAUACAGCAAAUACAAGCUGCACUAUAUUGACAAGCUCGUCACCGGCGAGAGUAGCACUGUCUACCGUUGCGGUACCCUUGUCGAUCUCUGUCGUGGCCCUCACAUUCAGAACACCGGCAAAAUCAAGACCUUCAAGAUCAUGCAGAACUCAUCGGCCUACUUCCUUGGUGACCAAUCCAACGACUCUCUGCAGCGUAUUCGUGGUGUUGCUUUCCCCGACAAGAAGCAGAUGGCUGAGCACUUGAAGUUUUUGGAAGAAGCCGAGAAGCGGAACCACCUGAGAAUCGGCAAGGAGCAAGAGCUAUUUUUCUUCGAUGAGGUGUCUCCCGGCUGCCCAUUCCUCCUCCCGAACGGAACCAAGAUCUUGAACCAGAUCCAGUCUCUUCUGCGUUCUGAAUACCGCAAGCGAGGCUACCAGGAGGUCCAGACCCCCAACAUGUACGACGUUAGCAUCUGGAAGACCUCUGGACACUGGGCUCACUACAAGGAAGAUAUGUUCAAGUUGGAUGUUGAGAAACGCGAGUGGGCUCUCAAGCCCAUGAACUGCCCUGGACACUUCGCUCUGUUCGCCCAUCGGGAACGUAGCUACCGCGAGCUUCCUAUGCGCAUUGCAGACUUCGGUGUCCUGCAUCGAAACGAAGCUUCUGGAGCGUUGUCAGGUCUGACGAGAGUGCGUCGGUUCCAGCAAGAUGACGGUCAUAUAAUAUGCAAGUUUUCGGACAUUAUGUCCGAAGUCGAGGGUCUGUUCGAUUUCUUGCAGUCCAUUUAUGGGCUAUUUGGCUUCACGUUCAAAUUGAAGCUGUCUACUCGCCCCGAGAAGUAUAUGGGUUCGUUGGAGACCUGGGACCAUGCCGAGGACCAGCUCAAACAGGCCUUGACCAAGUUUAAGGGUAAUGAUUGGAUCAUCAACGAAGGUGACGGUGCCUUUUACGGACCCAAGAUCGACAUCACCAUUGCAGAUGCUCUCAAGCGUGAAUUCCAAUGCGCGACCAUUCAGCUGGACUACCAGGCUCCCCUGAACUUCAAGCUGGAGUAUCAAACCGACGGAAGCCGGGAGAAAAACACCGAGGUGGACGCGAAGGAGGGCGAGCCCAAGUCCGACGACCUGCCCCCUGGUCGUGCCCGCCCUGUUGUCAUUCACCGUGCUAUUAUUGGUAGCUUCGAGCGAUUCCUGGGCAUCUUGAUCGAGCACUUUGGUGGCAAGUGGCCGUUCUGGAUCAGUCCGCGCCAGAUCCUAAUUGUGCCUGUCAUGCCGGCUCUGAACGACUACGCCGAGGAGCUGCAGCGUAUCCUGCAGGCUGACAAGUUGAAUGUGGAUGUGGAUGUCAGUGGCAACACCCUGCAGAAGAAGAUCCGUACUGGCCAGCUGGCCCAAUACAACUUCAUCUUUGUUGUGGGUGCCCAGGAGAAGGAGUCACGCACCGUCAACAUCCGUAAUCGUGAUGAUCCUGCGACCCAAAAUAAGGGUAUCAUGGUCCCUCUCGAGGAGGCACGACUCAAGCUCCGGGCAUUGCGCAAGGAGCGUCGGCUGGAGAACACUCUUCAGGCCUCAUUCUACUACUCGCUCUACCAACAUCUCAACACCCUUAUCUCCCUACAGACCACCUUCCUCCACGCAUCGAUGGAGGGGGAUAAAUUCCCAUGCCCGCUGGCGGAAGAACUUGAAUGCGACAGUACAUUUUCACGUAAACAAGAUGCAACCAGGCACGUUAACCAGGUGCACUCCCGGCAUUUCCCAUGCCCGCGCGCGGGGGACCUGAAUUGUCGCAAGAAGUUUCAUUCAGAAGAUGCUGCGAAUGACCACGCCACAAGUGCACACGACGAAAGAGAACCCUGCCCAUGCCCACGAGCAGACGACCUCGAAUGCAAGGAGACGCUUUACUCGAAGACCAGUGCACAAAGACAUGCCAAUGAGGCGCACAAGGGAAUCAAAUGGGCCUGCCCAAGAGCAGAGGAACUCGAUUGCCAAUUGAUGUUUGACUCGAAAAUGAAAGCACACCAACACUCCCAGAGGGACCACGAGCGAGUGAAAUGGCCAUGUCCCCACGCAUCAGAGCUCGAUUGCGACAAGAUGUUUUUUUCGGAAAGGAAUGCAAACAUUCAUGCUGAGGGCGUACACAACCCAUCUAGAUGGCCAUGCCCUCACGCAGAUGAUCUAAACUGCCCAAACACAUAUGCCUUUCAGAAGGAUGCGAUCAAGCAUGGUAAGUACGCGCACGAAACCGAAAUUGUCGAAUGGCCCUGCCCUUUGGCAGAGGAAGAAGGGUGCGAUGUGACAUUUCGUUCCAAGCGAAGUGCGCAGAUGCAUGCAAAAGUAAUCCAUUCCGAUAAAGAAACCCGAAAAAGGUUCCCUUGCCCACUGGCAAAUGAAUUCAAUUGUAAGAAGACAUUUUCAUUGAAAGGAAAUGCAAAGGUGCAUUCUCAGAAUGCCCAUGAGAAACUUAAAUGGCCCUGUCCCUUUGCUAAAGAGGGAUGUACCAAGGAUUUCACCACCAAAAACGGGGCCGCAGUCCAUGCAACGAGGUUUCAUACCGACGAGGGUCCUUCUAGCUCCCUGAGAAAGGCGGAAGGAUUUCCUUGCCCAAGUGCAACGGUUUUCGACUGUGAUAGGACGUUCGCCACGAGUCGACAUGCCGAGAGGCAUAAUAGGGAAAUGCAUGAGGGAGCCGAAUGGCCGUGUCCCCUGGCAGACGAGGAGGAGUGUACACUUAAGUUUACCAAUGAAAGCAAUUCUAUUCGUCACGCACACACGAUGCAUGGUGUUAAGAAGAGAGUUAAACCCUGUCCUUGCCCACGUGCCAAGGAGGAAAACUGCCCGAAGACAUUCUCUUCCCGGCGUGCUGCGAAAGACCACGCUAUAGCGAAGCAUGGUAAAUUUCAACCGGACCAAAGCUUCAUUGCGGCCUGGCCUAGGAUAUCGCUGGACAUUCCACUAAGAGACCUAGACGGGGAGGUGAUACCGGAUAAUAUCCCCCAGCCGUCCUUUAUGGAUGGCAAGUGGACAUGCCCACACGCAGGUUGUACGACAACAUACUUGAGCCCCCGGAGAAUCACAAACCACUACCUAUCUGCACACAAAGGCGCUCAUUGGCCCUGCCAGCAUGUCGAGCAAUUUGGUUGCGAGCAAACGUUCGUGACAAUCUACGAGGCCAAACAGCACGUAGAUCAGCAUUUUGUGAGGCCUAAAUGGGUAUGCCAGUACCCUCGAUGCCUCAGUCAAAUUCAGGGGAGGAAACAGUCACAAUUUCAUGCCUUGUCCCAUUACAAGUUGCAUGUCAAACGGGGGCACAUACAGGACGGACAAUGCAAGCCUUUACUGGUCCUGAGUUCGCUCCCCGGUGACAAUGUCGAAACCGAAGACGAAGUUGGGGAUUCCGAGGACGAAAACGACGGAGAUGGAGAAGAUUCCGAAAGCGAGUCCGAGGAUGACGAACUUGACGAGUCCGUGGGUGCCGAGCCAACAGCCGAGGCAGCAGCUGCGUGGCUGGGCAGUCCGCCCAAAAAACAAAAGAUUCUCAGAGAAGCUGCUCAAUCUGACGGCCUGAUUCACCUCGGUCUCAAGUGCCCAGGGCCAGAAAGGGUAGUUGACGGAUUAGUUAUUGGUACGCAAGUGUGCCCACACAACGCCAUAAUCUCGUUCGAGACAGGGACAUUUUACAAAGAUCGUUUGAGAGACCGCGUUGGGCUCAAAGCCCGAUGCGCUCCCUGCAAUGGGAGAUUCAUGUUCAACGAGUUCUUGAGGGUGAGAUUUUUGGAGGCAGGUGCUGACCAGAAAACGUGCCACUAUAAGAGCUGCGUCGGCGUUUUGUGGGAGGGUUCAAAGUUGUGCCAAAAACACUUUCUUGCCUGGAAACCAGGCCUCCCUGGGGAAGACGACAUGAAAAAGAUGAAGAGCUUGUUCGAUCAGGCCACUUCUGUCCAGUGGUAUCCCGAGACAAAGGUAAUGGCCGAUAUCAUCAGGAGGAUAGAAUCCGACAACAAGGCCAAGAUCCCGGCUUCCGAGGUGGUUAAUAUCGACUUGGAAUUCUCUUUCUAUUCCCAGGAGGUGCUCCAAGUCGGCCUCGCUGAUCUGGCGGGGAACAAAGUACUCGAUUGUCUUACUCAAUAUGGUGAGGGAAUUAUCGCACCUUCCUCAUCGCGCCUCUCUGCACCGGCAACUUGGCGGCAACAGAAUCAUGCAGCUAAAGUCAAACGCUACUAUACACAAGAUGGAAAGCUUAAUGCCAAACGAGUAGUUGAAAAGCUUCGAGAAGCCAACAUAUCUCAGGACACAAAAUUCAUGUCCUGGGCAUCAUGGGGGUUUGACUUGUCCUUUUUGAGAGACUGGCUGGAUGAUGAAGGCUUUAGUGACGUUCUCCCGGGGGACGAGAAUCUCUGCUUGCUUUACCACGAGUUCCGGGUCAACAUCAAGAGGGUGCUCGGAACCAACUGUUAUGGAGGGAAAUCGUUCCCUCUAUCCCUCCCCACAUUCUAUCCGGUGAUUUUUGGAACGAAUGACCCUCUUUCCGGUAGGAAUCACCAUGCACUUGUUGAUUCCCAGCAGCUCUCUCGACUAACAAACCUGUUCGUCGACCUGUGCAAACCCCCCAACAAGCGGGGGGGAAUAGAGACCCUGCGCCUCGGAAAGAGGCAGCGGGGAUUAGAAGAAUAUUUACCUAACUUGAGUAUUCACAACAAGAGGGCGAAGGGUUCUUAA